AUGUCCUUCCGGCUUCUUGACCUAGCGGAUGAGUUGAUACUGGCCAUUGCGCAGACAACACCCAUAUCAGACUUGCUACGACUGCGUCUUUCAUGCGGAAAACUGUAUGAGAUUUGCGACUUUCCAUUGAAGGAGCGCCGUCAUAGACUCUAUCUCCAUCCACGGAGUCUCUACUUUGCAAUAGAUGUCUGCGAUGUGCCUGCAUGGUCGAGGGAUAUUACAGAGAUCGUAAUUUUGGGGAACUCGGAAUCAACUAUGACCACAAGGGAAUCUCACCAGUUCCCAGACUGCCGGCUCGACUACCAUCCCUGGUCGCAGUUCCCUCCCACCGCCCAGGGAGAACGCAUGCUGGAGUACAGCGAACUGGUCGCCGCAGAGUUCAACAGCUUCGAGCAGAACUACGUCACGCUUGUUGAUGCAUUGGGAAAGCUGCCUCGUAUGCGAACGAUCAGGUACGCAGCCAAAGCUAUCGAGCCCGGCUUCUGCAGCGUAACUCCGGGUACUGUCAUGGCUCAUGCAAUGCAACGCGAUCUGUGGAGGAACUCGUUUGGCAAUCCUGACCAGCCGCAGAUGCGUGCCGCUCUCAGAACAGUCUGGUGGUCAGACGCUGAAGUCUGUUCCGGUCUUCUCGCAUGCUUUCCCCAUAAGUUUGCCGAGAUAAUUAUUGAGCAACCAAUGCCUGCGGUAAGGAGUGUAGGCUAUCGUUCGGAUUUUGGACCUACACUCAAGCCGGUUCCCUCUUUCACCGGGGUAACGAGCGUGCGAUACACGGCUCCCGGUCCAGAAGGUUGGAUCGCAUUCGUGAGAAAGAUGCUUGAGAAUAUGCCGGCUUUACAGAGCCUAGAGAUUGACAUAAGGAGUGCGAGGUACGAGAGGUCCUUGUCGUCAGAUCCAACGCAAGUGCAUUCAAGUCAUCCUUGGGAAGAAGAUAUUGACUUGUCUUGGAAUCCGUCUCCAAUAAUCUGUCCGAAACAAUCGCCACUCCUCCAAGAGGUCAUGGUUCGGGGCCCACGAGGCACGCCGUUUACUGUCGUUGACGAGUCUCUAACUACGGCCUUGCAGACAUACAGGGAGAAUGGAUUCAAGCUCUCUGUGACCCAGCCUAAAGCUUCGAAUCCCGGCCAUGGCUCACUGCAACAGAUCGCGACAGCAACAUUGUCCAGGAGUAUCGGUAGAACAGGCUGA
This is a messenger RNA of Ramularia collo-cygni, 1185 nucleotides long. RefSeq lists its product as uncharacterized. The record is from RefSeq and is a predicted model, not a curated record. The transcript has a single exon. Lineage: Eukaryota; Fungi; Ascomycota; Dothideomycetes; Mycosphaerellales; Mycosphaerellaceae. Bases 1 to 1185 code for a protein of 394 amino acids.